CUGAUAUUGCUCCGUGCACUGAGCCGAACACAUUUGUCAAAAAGUAGAAUAUGCGAUUAUUGCGAGUAUUGCUAUUUAUUUACUUGUUCUACUGUAUUUUGCUGUACUAUAUAUAAAAAGACAAUGUCAGACAACCUUACUUGGCAGGAGCAACUAAAACUUAAAUAUGAAAUACAGCUUAGUGAGGAUUAUUCUUGCUUACGCUACGUUGGAUAUCAAAGGUCAGGGAAAUGUGUUGUUCUAAAAAUUUCGAUAAAAGUUUUGUUAAAAUGGCGGGAAUUAAAAAUCAAAUUUCCAGACAUCUCCUACCAAGAGUUACUGGCUCUGAGUGCGUCCAAAUUACCGAUUAAAAUCAAACCUGGUGUGAGCAGAAUUGACGAAAGUAUAAGGGUUAUGGCAUGUCAAGCAUACACCAAAAGUAGAGGACUAAGAGGCCUGACCAGGAAAAACUUUCUUGAGAAGACAAAAUCAUUUCAUGUUUUUUUUGAUGAGUUACUGAAUGUCAGCAGUCUUCAGAAAGACUUUGAAAAGUUGGAAGAAGAAAACAACAAUCUUCGACAACAACUCCAGGAUGUCGACAGCAGAUGUGAUGAACUUUUGCAAGAUCUUUUAAAGGAGAAAGACAAGACAAAAACUGUUGAAAUGGAGAGAGAUCAUGCCUUACUGGAGAACCAAGAGCUAAAAGAAUACCUGGACUUUAUUGAAGAAACAACUGUGUGUAGUAGCUGUAGUUCAAAUCUGGAGAACACAGGGAAACCAGUUGGCAAAGUUGGGGAACGACAAAAGAGAAGAAAAGUAAAGGAGCUGAAGUCGAGAAGUGAGCAAGCACUUUGGUUCAUGGAAUCGUUUGGGUUUAAAUUGGACUCUAUCAAGAUUGAAGAUCUGGAUGGCAAAGUAACAGAAAUGAACUAUUGUGAGAAUGGUUGCAGUAGUAAGACUAAUUUUCAACAGUUACCAGAGAAUGAUAAGACAACUAUUAGAGCUCUACUAUAUAUUAUGGAUAAGUGUUGUGUGGGCGAUACAGCUUAUCAUGAAAUGUCAAUGCUGGUUGAUGGUCUCCCAAGGAGCUAUUUAAUUAAGCAGUGUAGAAACACACUAAAUUCAAUCAGUCAUAUCACUCGCACACCAGGAAAACACCCAGGGGCUCAGAUGAGUUUUAAAGAAGAACUAAGGGAACAAAUUAGAAAGAAGAUACAGCUUGGAGAUGUUGGAAAGCAAAAGAUCAGGAUUGCAGGUGAUGGUGCAAAAAUGUCCCGCAUAGCUAAUUUUAUUGUGCUGUCAUUUGCUCUCCUUUCUGAUGAAGAAAAAGUAAUGUCUUGGAAAGGCAACCAUAUUGUGGGAAUAGUUUCCGGAAGUGAGGAUUACGACGUACUAAAAGUUUCUUGCAGAGAAAUCUUUGCUGAAAUCAAUGAUCUGGUUGAGCAUGGUGAAAUUGAGGUGGAUGGCCAUCAAAUACCUCUGGAAUUUUAUCUGUCUGGUGAUUAUAAGUUUCUUCUUCUGGUUCUUGGAAUGAACAACGCAAUAUCUGAUUAUGCAUGCAUUUACUGCUUGGUCCACAAAAAUGAAAGGUGGGAUACAUCAAAAGUAGAGGAUUACUACCAUAAUAGUAAGAAUACAAGAACACUUAGUAGCAACAGAACCAUGGCCUGCAAGUCCUCAUCGAACUAUGGUUGCAUCAGAAAGCCAUUGCUCAGUAUCCCAAUUCAGAAUGUCAGAAUCGACGAACUUCAUUUGCUUCUCAGGAUAACUGAUAUUUUAGAACGUAACAUAAUAAACGAUGCAAUUGAGCGUGAUGUUGAAGAGAACCUUAAUAGAGCACCAUCAGACAGGGAAAAUAAACACCUACAAAAUGUUGUUGAAGCCAUCAAUAACUGUGGUGUAAGCUUUAGUGUAUGGAAAAAGAAGAACGCCGAUGGGACUGACAGUGGAAUGCAUGACUGGACAAGCAUGGUUGGCAAUGAGAAGAAAAAAGUUCUUGCAAAGCUGCCUGCACAGUUCCCAAACAUUCUCGAACCAAACCAUUGUGAUACAAUUACAGAAAUAUGGCAGGAAUUUCGUGAACUAUAUGGAAUACUAUCAUCAUGGAAGCCUUCUGAGGCAGAUAUAGAUGGAUUUUUUGGGAAGGCCAAGAACUGGGUAGAGCUAUUCCUGUCUCUUGGUGGAAAAGUGAUGGGCUAUGAAAAGGCUAGAAUAACACCAUAUAUACACAUAUUGCUUUAUCAUGUACCCAGAUUCAUCAAAGAUGAAAAAUCUUUGAAAUCAUUUACUGGGCAAGGAAUUGAAAAGAUUAAUGAUGUGGUUCGGGCAAUUUAUCAUAACAAAAGCAACCGGCAUGAUGCUUGCAAAGAGGCAAUACUGGCGCUUCGAAGAAUUGAUAAUCUUCAGAAUUUUGAACGAAUCCCACACCAAUACAAGAAACAAGACAAUACCUAUUGGUCAAAUGAAAUAUUUCAGCAGAGAAGAAAAAAACCGCGUCUUUGUGUAGAUCCAAGAGAAGACGAGAACGAUCAAGAUCAAUUAACCCCACAGGAUGUAGACAGCAUGAGUUUAUGUGAAGUGAAAGAAAAACUAAAAGAAAUGAAAAUAAAAACAAAACUACGAAAGCUUGACAAAUUGAAGGAACUUUUAAAAAGCACCAUUUUGGGUGCUGCAUGCACCUAAGUACAAGUACAAGUGUACAACUAUAUUUUAAAGUGUCUCGGCACUACAUGCUCGUCUUGAGAAAUGAAUUUUAGCUUUCUCAAUGGGCAUUCUCUUUGCUUGA
Messenger RNA from Dendronephthya gigantea, 2764 nucleotides. RefSeq lists its product as uncharacterized. The record is from RefSeq and is a predicted model, not a curated record. The transcript has 8 exons. Bases 124 to 2661 code for a protein of 845 amino acids. Lineage: Eukaryota; Metazoa; Cnidaria; Anthozoa; Malacalcyonacea; Nephtheidae.